This is a messenger RNA of Eremothecium gossypii ATCC 10895, 720 nucleotides long. RefSeq names its product Vph2p (gene VPH2). Bases 1 to 720 code for a protein of 239 amino acids. Gene Ontology annotation, biological process: vacuolar proton-transporting V-type ATPase complex assembly. The transcript has a single exon. NCBI's taxonomy places the organism in Eukaryota, Fungi, Ascomycota, Saccharomycetes, Saccharomycetales, Saccharomycetaceae. Gene Ontology annotation, cellular component: endomembrane system. The record is from RefSeq and is marked provisional.
AUGGAUUUGCCACCCUCUAUAGCUUGUUCGUGUACCGGAGGACGGAGCUUUAGGCAUAGUAACAAACAACCCAGUUACACAAAGCUGAAUGGCGCAAAGUGCGAGAAUACGCCGGCGCAAGGCCACACGAUGUUCCAGCUAGAACUCAGCGGGCCACUCAGAGACAAGCUCUUGCAGGCAGGUGGCGGAGCGGCAGCGGCGGAGGUCAAGGUCGCGGCGGCACGGGGAUGGGUGACUUUCGGCAGCCUGGUCGUGCUCUGUGAGCGUGGAGCAGCAACAGCGAGAGAGACGCAGGCGCUGCUGGGGUCGCUGCAGCUGCGGCCGCGCGCCGCACGUAGUAGUAAUUAUAGCGAUGAGUUCCGCGCGCAGCAGCAGCGCCUGCGCGCAGCAGCAGCGGAGGAUGAGUACCGCGCGCUCACGGGCGGCAUGCAGCAGGAGCAGCAGCGCCACGGGUUCGGGUCGGCGGCGCGGGAGGUGCGCGAGCAGCUGGCGGCCGUGGCGAACGUGGUGCUGACGGUGGUCGGCGUGGCGUACGGCGUGUGGUGGGUGGCGCGGGCGGCGGGGGUGGGGGCCGAGGCGCGGGUGCUGCUGGCGCUAGGGUGCGGGCUGACGGCGCUGGUGGCGGACGUGGCGAUGUACAAUGUGUACCACCGUAAGGUGGGCGAGGCGCGGCGGCGGGAGCGGCGGCUGCACGAGCAGCGACGCGUAGUUACGAGCUAG